Messenger RNA from Seriola aureovittata, 4297 nucleotides. RefSeq names its product chloride channel 3 (gene clcn3). Gene Ontology annotation, cellular component: synaptic vesicle; Golgi apparatus; membrane. The coding region runs from base 282 to 2906 and encodes 874 amino acids. Gene Ontology annotation, biological process: transmembrane transport; chloride transport. The transcript is spliced from 15 exons. The record is from RefSeq and is a predicted model, not a curated record. NCBI's taxonomy places the organism in Eukaryota, Metazoa, Chordata, Actinopteri, Carangiformes, Carangidae. Gene Ontology annotation, molecular function: voltage-gated chloride channel activity.
GUUCUCCUUUCUACCUGAUUCUCUGUCACAGAGACUGAGGAGGAGCAGGAGGGGGCCGCUGCUGCUGCUGCUGCUGCUGCUGCUGCUGGGAUGGGAAACAGGAAGUGACCAUCACUGACACAGGAAUGGGACUGAAAACAGAAAACACCAUCAUGAUGAGGAGAAUGUCAAAUCCACUCGUGUGGUAGGAAACUAAAUCCUCCCUUCAACUCAGGAAAAGGAUGAAUUGUUGUGUCCGGGCUGGAAUUGAGGCAUCAGGAAGGGCCCCGGCGUGUUGCUAAAUGGAGUCGGAGCAGCUGUACCACAGAGGCUACUGCAGGAACAGCUACAACAGCAUCGCCAGCGCCAGCAGCGACGAGGAGCUGCUGGAUGGAGCUGGCGUCAUCAUGGACUUCCACACCACCGAGGACGACAACCUGCUGGAUGGAGACGCUGCCUCCCCAGGGUCUAACUACGCCAUGUCUAACGGGGGCGGGGUCGCCAGCAGCACCACACACCUGUUGGACUUCCUAGAGGAGCCCAUCCCUGGUGUGGGGACCUACGACGACUUCCACACCAUCGAUUGGGUGCGCGAGAAAUGCAAGGACCGCGAGAGACACAGGAAGAUAAACAGUAAGAAAAAGGAGUCGGCAUGGGAGUUCACAAAGAGCCUGUACGAUGCCUGGUCAGGGUGGCUGGUGGUGACGUUAACCGGCCUGGCCUCAGGUGCUUUGGCUGGCCUUAUUGACAUUGCUGCUGAUUGGAUGAACGACCUGAAGGAGGGCGUGUGUCUGAGCGCCAUGUGGUUCAACCACGAGCAGUGCUGCUGGACGUCCAAUGAGACCACCUUCGCUGAGCGGGACAAGUGUCCCCAGUGGAAGAGCUGGGCUGAGCUAAUACUGGGGCAGGCUGAGGGUCCCGGCUCGUACAUCAUGAACUACUUCAUGUACAUCUACUGGGCUCUGUCCUUCGCCUUCCUGGCUGUCUGUCUGGUAAAGGUGUUUGCUCCCUACGCCUGCGGCUCAGGGAUCCCUGAGAUCAAGACCAUCCUGAGUGGGUUUAUCAUCCGGGGCUACCUGGGCAAGUGGACGCUGAUGAUCAAGACCAUUACUCUAGUGCUGGCUGUGGCGUCCGGCCUCAGCCUGGGGAAGGAAGGUCCCCUGGUCCAUGUGGCCUGCUGCUGUGGGAACAUCUUCUCCUACCUCUUCCCCAAGUACAGCAAGAACGAGGCCAAGAAACGAGAGGUUCUCUCUGCUGCGUCGGCGGCUGGGGUGUCUGUGGCUUUUGGAGCCCCGAUAGGAGGAGUUCUCUUCAGCUUGGAGGAGGUGAGCUACUACUUCCCUCUCAAGACGCUGUGGCGCUCCUUCUUUGCCGCCCUUGUGGCGGCCUUCGUCCUGCGGUCCAUCAACCCCUUUGGUAACAGCCGUCUGGUGCUGUUCUACGUGGAGUACCACACGCCUUGGUACCUGUUUGAGCUCAUCCCUUUCAUCCUUCUGGGAGUGUUUGGAGGUCUCUGGGGAGCUUUCUUCAUCCGAGCCAACAUCGCCUGGUGCCGGCGGCGCAAGUCAACACGCUUCGGAAAGUACCCAGUGUUGGAGGUGAUCUUCGUGGCCACCAUCACAGCCGUGGUUGCUUUCCCGAACCCGUACACCCGUCAGAACACCAGUGAGCUGAUAAAGGAGCUGUUCACCGACUGCGGCCCUCUUGAGUCGUCGCAGCUCUGCCAGUACCGCAGCCAGAUGAACGGCAGUAAGGCCUUCACUGACAACCCCAACCGCCCGGCGGGGCCCGGCGUCUACGCCGCCAUGUGGCAACUCUGCCUGGCGCUGAUCUUUAAAAUCAUCAUGACCAUAUUCACAUUUGGACUCAAGGUGCCGUCGGGCUUGUUCAUCCCCAGCAUGGCCAUCGGGGCGAUCGCAGGCCGCAUCGUUGGCAUUGCCGUGGAGCAGCUGGCCUAUUACCACCAUGACUGGUUCCUGUUCAAAGAGUGGUGCGAGGUCGGGGCCGACUGCAUCACUCCGGGGCUCUACGCCAUGGUGGGGGCUGCGGCAUGUCUGGGUGGUGUGACCCGUAUGACGGUCUCCCUGGUGGUCAUUGUGUUCGAGCUGACAGGUGGUUUGGAGUACAUCGUCCCCCUCAUGGCUGCCGUCAUGACCAGCAAAUGGGUGGGUGACGCGUUCGGCCGCGAGGGAAUCUACGAGGCCCACAUCCGUCUGAACGGAUACCCCUUCCUCGACGCCAAGGAAGAAUUCACUCACACCACGCUGGCCAGGGAGGUGAUGAGGCCACGACGCAGCGACCCGCCGCUAGCGGUGCUGACGCAGGACGACCUGACGGUGGAGGAGCUGCAGGGCGUCAUCAAUGAAACCAGUUAUAAUGGUUUCCCUGUGAUAGUGUCCAAGGAGUCCCAGAGGCUGGUGGGCUUUGCUCUGCGAAGGGACAUCACUAUCGCUAUAGAAAAUGCGCGUCGUAAGCAGGAGGGCAUCAUGUUGAACUCCAGGGUGUACUUCACUCAGCACGCACCCACCCUGCCGGCCGACAGCCCUCGGCCCCUCAAGCUGCGCUCCAUCCUGGACAUGAGCCCCUUCACCGUCACCGACCACACACCCAUGGAGAUCGUGGUGGACAUCUUCAGAAAGCUGGGGCUGCGCCAGUGCCUGGUCACUCACAACGGGAUUGUGUUGGGCAUCAUCACAAAGAAGAAUAUAUUAGAGCAUCUGGAGGAGCUCAAGCAGCACACGGAGCCCCUGGCGGCUUCUUGGUAUUAUCACAAAAAAAGAUAUCCUGCGUCACAUGGCUCAAAUGGCAAACCAAGAUCCCGAGUCCAUCAUGUUCAACUGAUCCGCUCCUUCCAGGACGGCCGGGUUGGAGGGGGAGACGACAGCGAGGAGGAGGAGGUUCAUCUCCUGGACGGCUCCAAUCUCUGACAUCUCUGGAUCCUGUUUUUUUCUUUUUAGUUUUCAGCUUAGUAGACCCUGAACCUCGCCGACUGACUGUGGCCCUCAGAGACUUACCGGCCAUUAGAGGGAAAAGACAAUGAUAAAAAAAAAGACUUUGUUAUUAUCAUUCUGGCUGCUGAGGACACAAGGAGGUCACGGGUUGAAGCCACACACACACACACACACACACAAGGAAUGCACUUUUUACACACACACACACACACACACACACACACACUCGCACAAAAACACACACUUUUGCACUUGCAGACACCUCAAACAUGCAUGCUGUCUCUGCACACACACGAACACGCAUACGCCCCCUAACCUGUAAAGAAACACCCAUUUGCACUCUUCAUGUGCCUCACCCUCGUCCUGUCUCUGCUGAUGUCGUGGUGGGCGUCGCCUGGCUGGGGUCAAAGGUCAGAAUGAACCGCUGAUGAGGGAUGCGAUGAGGGACCUUGAAACCUCCAGGCUCCCGUUAAAAAAAAAAAAAAAUAAACAAAAAAAACAAACAUCACUUUCCUCACCCCACACACGCACACGCACCCACCACACCUGUCCGUCCUCCAGAAAACGUGUCGUUUACCUGUGAAUUAGUGUGUGUGAGAAUAUGUGUGUGUCCUAAGCACCACUACAUUCCAGCCAGGUUACCGUGGGAACUGAGAGGACGGUCUAAAUGAGAUGGCUUUAAUGAGCGUGUGUCUGCGUGUGUGUGUGUGUGUGUGUGUGUGUGUGUGUCUCUCUAAGUGAGAGAGGGAGGUAGAGAGACAUAGAUGGGUACUGUAUUUCAAGAACAAAACUGUUCCUUCCCAGAAUGAAAAAAAGUGAAAAAGUAAGACCUUUGUGAGAGUGUGUUUAUCAUUUCUGAGCCAGCUUGAGCCGUGUGCGUGCGCGUGCAUAUGUGUGUGUGUGUGUGUGUGUGUGCCCGUCCAUUCAAAAUUGAAGGCGGGCUGAGUGUUUACGUAAAGAGGGAAAAAAAAGAAAAAGAAAGGAAAAAUUGUCCGGGUUGAGUUUUACUGUGGUUACAGGAAAAGAAAAAUCAAAUUUCCUUUUUCAUCUCAAAAUAUUACUCUUGUUAUGACUUUUAAAAUAUUGAUCUUGCUAUAAACAAUUAACUUUUUAUGGCUUGAAGCAAAACAAAACUGGAAAUCUGCACUUGUUUUAAGUGAAUCUGUUGAAGUUGUUGCAGAGGAGAAGAAAGAUGGUGAAGAUGCUACAUGGGGACGACUUGUUUUCUUUUUGCUGAAAUCUGUCCAUGUCUCUGGGAAGUAACAUCUUAUAUUUGCAAAGAGGAAAUAUUGUUUAGUAGAUAAUUAAUCCUCCCUCAGUUUAUCAAAGUAAAUAAAGGCUAAAUAAAGUGUCUUCUCUCAAAGUCC